Messenger RNA from Cyprinodon tularosa, 2289 nucleotides. It is a transcript of the gene mat2al, whose product is annotated as methionine adenosyltransferase II, alpha-like. Gene Ontology annotation, cellular component: cytosol; methionine adenosyltransferase complex. The record is from RefSeq and is a predicted model, not a curated record. Lineage: Eukaryota; Metazoa; Chordata; Actinopteri; Cyprinodontiformes; Cyprinodontidae. Gene Ontology annotation, biological process: S-adenosylmethionine biosynthetic process. Gene Ontology annotation, molecular function: ATP binding; methionine adenosyltransferase activity. The coding region runs from base 1 to 1173 and encodes 390 amino acids. The transcript has 9 exons.
AUGAACCCCAGCAGCGGAAAGCGCAGCGGGAAGACUUUCCUGUUCACGUCCGAGUCUGUGGGGGAAGGACACUCCGAUAAAAUGUGCGACCAGAUCAGUGAUGCUGUGCUUGAUGCAUUUCUCAGUCAGGACCCUGACUCCAAAGUGGCCUGUGAGUGUGUGGCAAAGACCGGCAUGAUUCUGCUAGUGGGAGAGGUGACAUCUAAAGCCAUUGUGGAUCUCCAGUCCGUGGUUCGAAAUACCAUCAAGAAGAUUGGCUAUGAUGACUCAUCAAAAGGUUUCGACUACAAGACCUGCAAUGUGCUGGUGGCUCUGGAGCCGCAGGCUGUGGAGAUAUCAGACUGUGUGUUUGAGGGGAGGGAUCAGGAGGACAUCGGUGCUGGGGACCAGGGCUUGAUGUUUGGAUAUGCCACUGAUGAAACUGAGGAGUGCAUGCCUCUGACCCUCCUACUGGCUCAUAAAAUCAAUUACAGGAUGAGGGAGCUUUCACAGAACAAAGAGUGUCCUUGGAUACUUCCAGACUCCAAGUCUCAGGUUACAUUGGAGUAUCGAGACAGUGAGGGAGCUCUGGAGCCUCUGCGUGUCCACACUGUGGUCAUCUCUGUGCAGCACAGUCCGGACAUCACCCUGCAAGAGAUUAGGCACAAUCUGAUGGAGAAGGUGGUGAAAGUUGUGAUUCCUGCCAAGUAUCUGGACGAUAGAACCAUCUACCAUCUGCUGCCCAGCGGCAAAUUUCUCAUGGGAGGCCCACAGGGUGACGCAGGCCUCACAGGACGUAAAAUAAUUGUUGAUACCUAUGGAGGCUGGGGCGGGCAUGGAGGUGGAGCUUUCUCUGGAAAGGACUAUUCCAAAGUGGAUCGGUCGGGGGCGUAUGCGGCACGUUGGGUUGCCAAGUCUUUCGUCAAAGCAGGGCUCUGCAAGAGGGCCCUUGUCCAGAUCUCAUAUGCCAUCGCCGUGAGUCAUCCGCUUUCUGUCACCGUGUUUCACUACGGCACGUCGGACCGGGAUGAGGAAGAACUGCUGCAGAUUGUGCAGAAAAACUUUGACCUACGACCUGGAGUCAUAGUGAGAGAGCUGGGUCUGAAGAGGCCGAUUUACCAGGCCACUGCGUGCUAUGGUCACUUUGGGAGAAAAGAGUUUCCAUGGGAACAACCAAAGAAACUUGUCUUUUAGCUCAUCAAGUGUGAUUGGUUAUGGCCAAGGUCAUUAACUCAAAUGGUUUUAGUGUUCUUUGAUUAGAAAUGAUAUCACCAUUUAGUAUACAGCCAUGAAACAAUAAAAAGUGUAAAAAAAAUGACCAAACAUUAAAUUUUACUAAAGGUGAAGUGGAGCAUCAUCUUUAUACAACAUGAAAAUGGUUCAGUCAUUCUCUUUUCAAUACAAUACAAACAUUUAAAUGUUUGUACUGUAAUCUAUGUAUACAAAUGUGUCUUUAUAUCAUACUUGCCAGCAUGGGGUUGUGAAAAUAGGGAAUGUUUUUUUCACAGAUGUGUUGGCCCACAGGGUUAUUACUUUUCAUUUCUGGCCUUGUAUUUUAAACCUAAUGAAGGAACCUUAUUCUGAAAAUUGUGUUUCUUUGAAAUUCAAUUAGUGAUUUUUAUGGACAAUGAAAAAAGCUGCUUUAAUCAUUAAAAUGAAUACUAGAAACUAAAUAGAGUUGUUACUAAACUGGGUGAUAAAACAGAUUUUUACCAUUACUGUCAUUCACUGCGAUCACCGCUGACAUGAAUAAAAUAAAUAAACUUAACUAACUUACAAGGGUGGCUGGUAUUUCCUUCCGCUUUAAGACACUGCAGGCAGGUGUGUAAUCAUACCGAUCCAGCCAGAAGCUCAAACAAAGAGAAUGGCAGAUGUGUCCAGUGAAGAAGCCUCUUACACAGCUGUAAACAAAAUUACAUCAGUUAAUCGCGUGGAUCCCAGUGAGAGCAAAGAAGAGAAGAAGUCAAGCACACGUCAGAGUUGAGCGUGCAGCAGGCUGGUUUUGAGUGAGGUGCGAGUUUAAAUGAUGCACAUUGUUCUCGCUGCACACUCAAUUCUGUAGUAGCUUGCCAAAAUUACGCCAUAGACGCUGAGCAAAAGAACACGAAAUGCAGAGUUUGUCUGAAAGCUGUUGGGACAACCUAAAGUAACACAUCCGACCUACGCCACCUACCGCACAACCACGCUUUUGAGCUUAAAGAUGUGCAAAAGGCGCCAUUACAUUUGCAUACAAUUGUUUUCAAGAAAGGUAAAAAAUUUUCUCCUGUUAAAUGAGCAAUGAAUGUCUUUUAUAUAUAUAUUUUAGAUAUU